AUGGCCUUCUCUACAUAUCCACACGCUAACGCUUACGGACAGAACCUUCGUGGGUUCAAUGCGUUUGUACCAAAUGCGUUCGGGGCUGACCCCGCUCAGAUGGAACGAUAUUACAACCAAAUAUAUAUCUACGGGCCUGAUCCUCGUUUUCCUAUUUCUGCCGCAAUGAUUGCCGGAGCUGCAGCCUUCAAGGCUGUCCGAACCUACCAAGAUCAAUCCGGGAUGAAGCUCCCAAAUAAUCACGAUUACAAUAUCAAUGCUAUUCGCACAAUUGCAGCCAGAGAAGCAGAUAUGCUUCUAAGACAAUUCCCGUUACCGGAUGUGGAUCCCACAAUUAUCCUGCUGUCGGCAGAAGCUGGGGCUCAUCGUUUAUAUGAUCAGGAGCACUACAUCCCCUCAUAA
Paraglomus brasilianum is the source of this 402-nucleotide messenger RNA. The record is from the annotation of a GenBank genome assembly. NCBI's taxonomy places the organism in Eukaryota, Fungi, Glomeromycota, Glomeromycetes, Paraglomerales, Paraglomeraceae.